AGCUGUCGCCAGUAACUUUCUUGCCGAUGUACUCUUUGGUGUGUUCAUACGAUAGCUAGCAUUCAGGCGUUAUAUAGAAGAUUUUCCAUUUUUUCUUAUUCGAUUCUCGAAAGGAUUUAUCGACUUCGGACAAUAUUCAUAAAAUCCACGUCCCUGUUAAAUGGACAAUUAUUUAGCAAAGUUGUGAAAUUCGAUGCGGAAGAACACGGUGGUCGUUACUGUUACGAAAGACAGGUGGAUUAAUUUUUCUUCACACCCCCAUCAUAUAUGAAAGAGGAUUAUGAAUGUGGACUAAAUCGAUUAAUAUCGAGGUGAUAGUGAUUUGCUUCCUGUCGAUUAUACCAUGGCCCGGCCCGAGCGUCUUCAAAAUAUCCUGCUCAAGGGACAGCUCCCGUGUGGUGCGAAAGAUAGUGCAAUCGAAAUGGUUGCCUAUUCUGGAGAAGUACCAGGUCCAACUCCCUCUCGAGUGCCCGUUUCACCCACUGCGCGAUAUCUUUGGGCCGCAGCAAAGCGCUAAGAAACAGCACCGCCCCAGCCAGUGGACCUGUGGGUUCUGUGGAAAGAGUUUCUUCGAGGAAAAACACCUCGACAUGCACUUUGAAAGCCGCCACCGGAGCAACAUCAACAUGGCGGAAGAUGCCGUCUGCCUGGCGGAUUACUGCGACAUGAUGCGUUGUGAAGUACUCAUUGCGAAGGACGCAACGCUCUCGUUCGGUGGGGACCCGAACAUGAUGUCCACCGACAUCGAGGUGUGGAGCGAGUCCACCGCAUACCGAACGGCGCUCUCAACUUCCGGUCCAAGAGAUUUGGCGAAAGUGCCAGUGAGGAAAUCAUUCUUCCCUAAGAUACUACAAACGCUUAAAAAUGAUAUCCUAAAUGGGCACAAAACACAAACAUCUUCACUCGAGGAGAAUCAGCUUGCAAAUUGCGAUGCUUCCGAACAUCGUAAACGCCGAGCGAACAAACAUUCUCCCGACGAAGAUGUACUCGAUCAACUAGUUAAUGUUGACGAUGAUGGCGACGAUGAGGACGAAGAGGAUGAGGAGGAUGAAGACGACGAUGAAAAUGAUAACGACAAUAACGCGACAUCGCAGUGCGAUCAAAAUCUUGUCGACUCCUCGUUGCCACCCGUUGAUCGAAAGCAGCAGAAUUUGUCGGCAAUGCAACGAAUGAAAGCUAACUGCAAGUCGGAGGAGCUUGAUCAGUUGAAAACUCGUUGUGAAAUACUGGUCCGCGAUUGCAUCGUUGGACUGCUGGUACAGUUAUCUCUAGAAGACUUCAAAAGCAUGGAAGAAGAGUUGAACCGGGCGGUCUGUUGGUACUUGUCGUGCGAACGAUACUGGGAGGAUGGACCGUUAGACCAGAGACCCUUCCCAUGGGGAUUGGUAUUUGUGCUAGUGAUGGUUCUGUCACUGGGGGUCUGUCUGUGCUACUACAUCAUAUGGAUUUUAUUUGACAGUGAGGACCACAGCCCAAUUGGAAGCAAUCAAAUUACUGCUCACCCAAGUCCCACCCAUGGAAGACACUAUUUGCAGCCCCAGUCGGCUAGUAUCUACCAUCUGCAAGACGGUGGCCACUCCGCCACUAGUCUCAACAGUCUAGGCCAGAUGUCUAACAUAAACGUCGCAACGACAGGAGCUUCAAGUGGAACUGAUCUGCAACAUACACCACAGAUCCACGCUGCACAAGUACAAUAUGGCGACGAAGGCGGGUACGGAUACACGGCUGAGGGAACGAACGCAACCGUGGCAGACGGUGCGGCCAUCCUAAGUGGGACAGCCGGUGGAACCGAAUUUAGCGAGCUAGGACAAAGCGAACACUACAUCUACGUUACCUAUCCGCCAGAACUGAAACGAAGACUACUAGAAAGCUGCUACAAUAGAACGACCCGACUGUAAAAAUUAGAAUGAGACUAUUAAAGCAAGCAGCGAGAAAAUAUUGAAUCACUCGCUAAGGGUUAAUCACAAAAUCCAUAAGUAGACUAACACUAACUGGUUACUAACAUUGUUGAACUCAAUGUUAUUAGCAGGAAUCAACAAUUGUUCUAACAAGUGUAAUAGAAAUCACAACGAUAGUGCUUUUCACAAAGUAAAUAUAAAGCUUUAAUAAGCAAAGGAUAGGUUUUGAGAAAUCUAAAACAGUGAGUCAAUCUGUAGGACCUAGAUCUUAUGAUUUAACACGCUUACAUCGUUUUGUAGACGGGUAGAUACCACUUUUGUUAUUUCAAUAGUGAAUAGCUGGUUUUGGUUCUACAUUUCUCAUUCAACAAUCCAUGUUCUAUUACAAUACCAUAAUGAUUUCAAUAAAUGACCUGGUGAAGCUGCCGGCACUUAACUUUAAUCUAGCGUAUACUUAUCAUCAGUCACAAAUAAGACCAAAAUGAAGGGCAGAUGAUUACUAUUGUUCCAUGUUCCAUGGAAUAGUAAACCAAAAAACGCUCCUUGCACUGUUCAUAACUAUAAAGUACAAACAGAACACUUACUAACCGUAAUACUGAGUUUUGAAUUCUGAAGUCGCUUCAUAAUAGUUAAAAUUAGUAUAAAACCGAGUCGCCAUACGGUUUUGUACGCAUCGUGAGUGCCGCGAACGAAUAAAUGGCAGCUCCCUAUUUUGGCAGCAAGUUUAGCUCAACUGAACCAAUUUGUAAAAAUAAAUUUAAAUAAUCGAUAAUCAAUUUUCCACUUUAAUACAAAAGAAAAAAGAAGAAGAAAAAAAUCAUCGCAAGAAAGAGUUUACUGAUUUUUUCUUUCCCGUAUACUUUUGAACAAAAAAAAAUUCAAUUCAAUCCGGAUGACACGUAGAGUAAACUAUAAUGAUAAAAAAUAAGACAAAUUCUGAUGUAAUGAGCAUUACUAGACAUGUGAAGAGAAUGCGGAUAAAUACCAUUUAUCUGAAUAAAAGAAAUUUAUAA
Molecule: messenger RNA, 2911 nt
Organism: Toxorhynchites rutilus septentrionalis
Lineage: Eukaryota; Metazoa; Arthropoda; Insecta; Diptera; Culicidae
Exons: 6
Coding region: 285-1898 (537 amino acids)
Source: RefSeq, a predicted model, not a curated record